Molecule: messenger RNA, 2290 nt
Organism: Cuscuta campestris
Lineage: Eukaryota; Viridiplantae; Streptophyta; Magnoliopsida; Solanales; Convolvulaceae
Source: the annotation of a GenBank genome assembly
CUACGCCACUAAAUUGGCUGCCAGCACGAGAGCUUUUCCCCUAUGCCCGGCGCAUAUUAGCACUCGCCACCGCGGCUAAACAGCGCAGCUAAAAUAUUUUGGGUUUACUACUUUUCUCCCCGAGAAGGGGAAGCGCUCCCACCAGAAAAGCAAAAGUUUUCGCUCUUUUCUUCUCCCGCACCGUGCGCUGGCCGUCGGCGGUGUGUUGCCGGAACUUCUUAUGUACGAUUUAAAACAAACCGCAUCCGGUUGGUGGCAGAGCCAGAACCGUGUUCUGUCCCUGAACAGUCCUUGAGAUGAUUGUUAGAAAAUUUGUAUUGGUCUUCUACUCUUCUUUUGGGAUAUUUGAUUGGAAUUACUGCUUGAUCUGCUAAUGGAGUUCUAGAACUUUAGGUUCUUUUUUAUUUGGUAGUAGAUAAGGAAUUUUCUAUACAAAGGUUCUUUAGUACUGGAUAUUUUUGGGUUUCGAACUGAAGAAACCUAACACUAUUUCCCUUUUUUUUAUAUAUAAGGAGUAUUUGUUUUGUUUUGCGUUUAUUUCUUUCUUUAUGAGUGGCUCUGAUGGAGAAGAAAGAGACAGUGAAGACCGGAGAUGGAUUCAUAGAUAGGAGUGAUGUUAGGAUUUUGCUGUGUGAUAAUGAUUCUGAGAGCUCCCGGGAGGUUAUCACACUUUUGUGCAAAUGUUCUUAUCAAGUGACCUCAGUGAGGUCGCCCAGGCAGGUGGUUGAUGCAUUGAAUGCAGAAGGACCUGAUAUUGAUAUUAUUCUUUGUGAAGUUGACAUUCCCAUGCCCAAAGGGAUGAAGUUGUUGAAAUACAUUAUGAGGGAUAAAGAGUUGAGGCGAAUUCCAGUGAUCAUGAUGUCAUCUCAAGAUGAGGUCUCUGUUGUUGUUAAAUGCUUAAGAUUGGGAGCUGCCGAUUACCUUGUGAAGCCUCUUCGUACCAAUGAGCUUUUGAACUUGUGGACUCAUAUGUGGAGAAGACGGCGAAUGCUUGGACUAGUGGAGAAGAAUGUUAUAAAUUAUGACUUUGCUUUAGUAGUAUCAGACCCAAGUGAUGCUAACACAAACAGCACUACGCUCUUCUCUGAUGACACCAAUGGAAAGUCACGUAAAAGCAUUAAUCCAGAAACUGGUCCGUCAUCUGAGCAGGAUGAUGAGGCCAAUGCCACAACUGCUGCUUCACGGGAGACUGUAGUUGCAGGCUCAUUCAAGUGUCUGCCAGAUGUGGUAGGAACUAGCGACCAGAAUACAGGAAAAAUAUGUUCAUUUCCAAAGAAGAGUGAAUUGAAAAUCGGCGAAUCCUCUGCUUUCUUUACAUAUGUUAAGUCAAGCCGAAACCAAUGUGCCAUCCCCGAAGACACGUCCCGCCAUGAAAAUUUAAAUGUUGCAUUGGGUGGGAAUAAUGCUAAUAAAGAAACCACAGAUCAAGCCGUAGUUGUUGAUGGCGGUGAGGACUAUCCAAGGAGCAAUAACAACAGUAUGGAAAUGGAGGAAUUCCAUAAGGCACCGGUGAGCAUGCAUCAAACAAAUGAGACUCACAUUGACAUAUCUGGUAGUCUUCUUGGCCAUGCUGCUUAUCCACCACCACCACCACCAUAUUACAUUCCAGGAGUGGUGAAUCAUCCUGUUAUGAUGCCGGCUGGAAUGGGUCCAUUUACCUAUUACCCCAUGAACAUGUGUUUGCAGCCAUGGCCAUCAUCUGAUGGAGGCCAUCAUGGUAAAAUGGCCAAAACAAUAGACCGUAGAGAGGUUGCGUUGAUGAAGUUCAGGGAGAAGAGAAAGGCGCGUUGCUUUGACAAGAAGAUUCGGUAUGUGAACCGCAAGCGCCUUGCUGAUGGGAGGCCAAGGGUUAGGGGGCAGUUUGUUAGGAAGCGGAACGGGGUCCUUGUGGAUCUUAAUGGACACCCUCCUCCAUCUCCAGAUAUUGAUGAAGAUGUUGAUGAAGUUAUUGAUGUUGAUGAAGAUGAUGAUGAUGAUCCUGAUGAACAUUUUCAUGCAAAGAUCAAUUCACAUGAGUAAUGAACAAAGCUAUAAUCAUGUUUUCUGCAUCUAAGAUCCUACUAUGUAAAAGUGUGUAAAUCUAUUUUUUGUUUUUACAAAAGUGAAAGUCUACUAAAAUCGGAACAACGCUUGGGGUUUUCUAGAAAAACGGAAAAUUGGCAUAUGGUCAAAAUAGUGCAUUUGUUACCUCUAGUUUUUAAAAAUUAUGUUGGGUUUGUUAAGCGUUGAUCUCAAGUAUGCACUUUGGAGUACGACCUUACAAGUCUAUGAAUAUAUUGAAAGUGAAAGA